This is a messenger RNA of Triticum aestivum (bread wheat), 925 nucleotides long. RefSeq lists its product as uncharacterized. The transcript has 6 exons. Bases 83 to 925 code for a protein of 280 amino acids. Lineage: Eukaryota; Viridiplantae; Streptophyta; Magnoliopsida; Poales; Poaceae. The record is from RefSeq and is a predicted model, not a curated record.
CCCUCCACCGCGCCGGCCUCCUCCACCACAAGUCUGUCCAGCUUGCUCAUGAGUCCAUGGUGAACUACCAUCGUUCCCCCCAAUGUCUACGUCACAAUCCCCGAUGGCCUCUACGGAUCAAUCUGCUAUCACUGUGGUACGAAGCGAGGAAGAAUCAAAUGGAAUAGACAACGGUGAUGAAGUACAGGAAAAAAAGAGCACACAGGCCACAGAUUGCGAAGUCGCAAAGGGAUUAACCAUCAAGGAAACAAGUGAAGAAAUGCAGCCAGCUCAAGACAAUGAAUUAGCACAAACAUUCGACACCGAAGGGGCAGAAACUGUAGGGGACAAGCUUGCAGAACUAAAUGGAAUACCCAACAAAGAUGAAGUGGAGAAAAAGAAGAGCACGCAGUCCACAGAUUCCAAGGAAUUAACCUUGAACGAAACAAGAGAACAAAUGCAGUUAGCUCAGGAUGAGGAAUUAGCACAAACAUUUGGCAUCGAAGGGGCAAACACUAUAGGGGACACAAUGAGAGAAUCAAAUGAAACAGCCGACAAAGAAGUGGAGAAAACGCAAAGCACGCAGUCAAGUGAUUCAGAAGACUCCGAAGUGACAGAGGAAUUAACCUUCAAUGAAACAAGUGAACAAAUGGAUGCAGCUGAGGACAGAGAAUUAGAACUAACGUCUGGCAUGGAAGGGGCACAUGCAGGGAAGCCUAUCCGACUGCAUAACAAACCUAAGAAGGCACAAGACUAUGUGGUGGCUCCAGAAGAUUACGCCUGCACCGGCGAUGAUUGGUCUGUGAUUGAAAAUAUCAUGUCUGAACCAAACGAUAAAAGAAAUUUAGUGAGCAUUGAUGACUCACAUCUCCAAAGAAAACAAUUACAACGUCUAUUACUCCCAGAAGAAUUUGUUGGCGACGAAGUAAGUAUAUGUAGCUUUUAG